AUGGUUACCUGCAGGCAGAUGAACUUUGAAGGAAUGUUGAUUGUCCUAGUGGUAGCUUUCGUUUUCAAAGUCUCAGGAUCGGUUGCAUAUGCCCGGAAACAGGUGCAAAUGCCUACAGACUUAUCAAUGCAACAGGUCAGAGACAUGUUGGUGGGCUUCCAGAAAACGCAAUUAAUAUACUCUGCAAGUAGUCUGGGAAUCUUUGAGGAGUUGGGCAUCGCGACAGAACCGACUGCAGCCAUGACGCUGGCCACCAAACUAUCGCUGAACGCCGACGCUACCGAACGUCUCCUCAAUGCUCUGACUGCUAUCAGACUUGUAAUUAAAUCAGUUGAUUCUAAUAACGUAGCCGUUUAUACCAUUGGAAACUCGGCCAAGCAGUAUCUUCUCAUUACCAGCAGAUUCUCACUCAAACCUCUCGUAACAAAAAUCGGCGAUCUUUACAAUAUCUAUGGGAAGCUUUCACAGGGUGUCAAAGAAGGGAAGAAACAGCUUACAGCUGGAACUUUCGAUGGAGGAUUUUACACCAGUGACGAGAAAACGAAGCAAUUCCUGGCUACUAUGCACAUGUUCUCGAACUCCGAUGGACCCCACGUUUUGAAUGCUCUUGACCUUUCGCAAUUCAAAACUGCUCAUGAUAUCGGAGGAGGUCCGGGUUCGUUUGGAUAUUUGCUGGCGAAGAAGUACCCAAAGAUGAAUGUCACAGUAUCUGAUCUACCAAGCGUCAUCAAAUUUACCAGUCAUUUUCUGCCCGCGGAUCUGCCAGCAAAUUUAUAUUUUGAAUCAGUUGAUUUCUUCAUUGACACACUGCGUCCAGCCGACCUGUACAUCAUGGACAAUGUGUUGCAUGACUGGAACGAGGAAAGCCUCAAUAAGUUAAUUACGAGAGUUCACCAGGCUAUCAAUCCAGGCGGCAGUUUGAUGGUGAUGGAGAAGUUUUUGAACCAGGAGAAAGACGGCCCUCUGACGACACUCAUCAUGGAUCUGGGAAUGUUGCUGACAUCAGAUGGAAGGGAACGAACCCUCGCAGAAUACCAACAAUUUUUCACGAAAUACGGAUUCGAAACAACUCACUCGGCUUCGAUCCCUGACUCCAAAUUCAAGGACGUCAUGUUGUUGAAGAAACUGCCUUAG
Molecule: messenger RNA, 1134 nt
Organism: Helobdella robusta
Lineage: Eukaryota; Metazoa; Annelida; Clitellata; Rhynchobdellida; Glossiphoniidae
Exons: 9
Coding region: 1-1134 (377 amino acids)
Molecular function (GO): O-methyltransferase activity
Source: RefSeq, a predicted model, not a curated record